This is a messenger RNA of Contarinia nasturtii (swede midge), 2783 nucleotides long. It is a transcript of the gene SoxN, whose product is annotated as transcription factor Sox-2. The coding region runs from base 68 to 1501 and encodes 477 amino acids. The record is from RefSeq and is a predicted model, not a curated record. Gene Ontology annotation, biological process: regulation of DNA-templated transcription; anatomical structure morphogenesis; cell differentiation. Gene Ontology annotation, molecular function: RNA polymerase II cis-regulatory region sequence-specific DNA binding; DNA-binding transcription factor activity, RNA polymerase II-specific. Lineage: Eukaryota; Metazoa; Arthropoda; Insecta; Diptera; Cecidomyiidae. The transcript has a single exon.
UAAUUUUGUGAACGGUGUUUUUCACAAAAAUUUUGUCAAGCUGUUCGCGCAUAGGGAAGUAGACGAUAUGUUGACGAUGGAGUCUGAUAUGAAAGGUGGCAUACUGCAUGCGACAAUGCCACCCCAUCAUCCGUCAUCAUUGCAUUCACCGUCGCCGUACAGUUCAUUAGGAUCGCUGAGCAUGAUGAACAUCGGCCAAUCUCAAUUAUCACAAUCACAACUAACGCAUCAAUAUCAACACAAUACAACUAGUUCAAAUAUGUUAAAUCUUGCCACACAACAUCAUUCACAAGCCCAUAAUACCCAUACAUCACCGUUGCAUCAUUCAGGUCUAUCGCCAGUCAGUUCAAGCCAACAACAACAGCAACAACAAACACAGCAACAAACACAACAACAAACAAACACCGCGCUAGGUGGACAUCAUAUUUCAUCAUCACAAUCACAUCCACAUGGCCUUACAUCAAACAAUAACAAUAAUACAAGCAACAAAAAUCAUAAUGUUGAACGUGUGAAACGGCCGAUGAACGCAUUUAUGGUAUGGUCACGUGGCCAACGUCGCAAAAUGGCAUCAGACAAUCCAAAAAUGCACAAUUCCGAAAUAUCAAAACGCUUAGGCGCCCAAUGGAAAGACUUAUCGGAAAGUGAGAAACGUCCAUUCAUCGAUGAAGCAAAACGUUUACGUGCCGUACAUAUGAAAGAUCAUCCCGAUUAUAAAUACCGGCCACGUCGUAAGACAAAGACUCUAACAAAGAGCAAAGACAAGUAUCCACUUGGUGUUGGUUCAUUAUUACAAUCGUCCGAUCCAAAUGGAAUUCGUAAUACAAAUUCAAUAUCGGCCGCUGCUGCUGCUCAACAAGCCAAUCGCGAUAUGUAUCAAAUACCACCAAAUGGUUAUAUGCCAAACGGUUACAUGAUGCACGAUCCAUCAACGUAUCAAAAUCAACAUGCAUACAUGAGCAAUUAUCAUGGUUACGAUAUGAGCCGAAUGCAUGGCGCAACAGCCGGCUCAUUAAAUUCAUAUAUGAAUGCAACUGGUUAUGGAAUGUAUGGCACUGUAUCUGGCGGACAAACAUCACCGUAUGGAAGUGUUGGACAACAGCCCAGUUCACCGUAUGGUCAACAACAGCAACCAGCCUCACCUUAUGGCGGUAUUCAACAACCAGGUUCACAAUUAUCGUGCCAAAGUCACAGUCCAAGUGAUUCUAGUGUUAAAUCGGAACCAGUAUCGCCGAGUCCAAUGCACGAUAUGCGUAAUAAUUCAGCGGCCGCGGCCGCUGCUGCCGUUGUCACAAAUAAUAAUCUCAUGAAACGCGAGUACCAACAUUCGGGCAUCGGUACUGGCGGUGAUGGCAUCAAUAAUAUUAUCAAUAUGUAUCAAUUACCUGAAUCAAUGCAAACAACUGAACAUCAUCGAAAUUUAAUGCACUACCAAAAUAAUUUAUCGCCUUCCGAUUUGCAUCAAAAUCAAUUACGGCAAAUGGCACCGUUGCCAAACAUGUGAGAUUCAAGCAAUGAUCGCAGUUUUCAACCGCAGUCAUCGAUUUAUGAAAAUAAUUUAAUUUGGUAGAAUGAAACAAAAAAAAAAUUUAACAAUUUGAAAUGAAAAUUUACAUUGUAGGUAUAUUAUGAGAGAAAGUAAAUAAAUUGUGAAAUGAUUUCAAAGUAAAAGAAAAAAAAUGAAAGCACACAAUGCGACACAGAUAAAUCAGUGAGUAAAAAAAUAUGAAUGCGAGAAUAUAUUUAGUUUAAAAAUUGAAAAUAUUCAAGAAAACAAACGAUUCUCUUAUUCGAUUCUAUAAUUCAUGCGAACCGAUAUCAAGUAUGCAAUAACUACUUUUUAUUUUGUUUUUUUUUUAUAUAAAUAUUUUUUUUUAUUUCAUGAAAAGUCCUUCAAACUCAUUUGACACGUAAAUUCACUUCUUUUUUUGAUGUAAAUUUGACACUUGUCUUUAAUUAUUUGAAUUAUUAUUGUGUACAUCGGUCGCUUUUAUUACUUUUUUUGCUGUUCUUAGGCACAUACACACACACACACAAACACAACUUGUAUACAAACAAAAAAAAGAUGCGUUAUUAAUUAAGAAUUGUAUAGAGCAAAACAAAAAUGGCAUGAACCUAAUUUAUCUAUAAGGACUUAAAAGAAGUAACAAUUUAAUUAAGACGAGAGACAAAAUUCUAUGAAUUCGAUUUAUGAUGAUGAAACGAUUUAAAGAAACUAAUUUUUGUGUGUAUGUGUGUGUGGUAUAUCGAAAAAAUACAUAAGAAAAAAAAACAAACAAGAAAAUCAUUAUAGAAAACACUCAUUUAUAGAAAUCGUAAGGACAUGUAUAGUAUAAAGAUCAUGAAAAAGGAUUUAAACAUUCCGACAAAAAAAUAAAUAAAGAUUUAAACAAAGCAACAUUUACUAACAAAAUGCAGCAUUUUUAAUUCCAAACAAACAAACAAAAACAUUUGCCGACAAAUCAUCAUAAACACAUAACGUUUUUUUUUUUUGAAGAGAGAACAUUUCUAACAAACAUAAAGGUGUCGUUUUAGUUUAAUCUUAUCCAUCACUAAUUUGCUUUUUAAUGUCGAAAUACAAAACACACAAAUUUUCAAUUACAAAUUGAAUUUUGAUGCGAAUAACUCUAGACACACAGUUUACUUCAUUUUCUCAUCUAGAAGAUGUUCAUGCAUGAAUAUGUACAAAAUCAUUUAAACAAAAAGAGUAAAACUAAACAAAAUGAGAAACAAUGGCAAAAUGAUUUAUUAAGGAAGAAAAAUCAAAUCGAUCUAUUAUUAUUAUU